Molecule: messenger RNA, 1749 nt
Organism: Acipenser ruthenus (sterlet)
Lineage: Eukaryota; Metazoa; Chordata; Actinopteri; Acipenseriformes; Acipenseridae
Product: E3 ubiquitin-protein ligase RNF183
Exons: 3
Coding region: 69-857 (262 amino acids)
Biological process (GO): protein ubiquitination
Molecular function (GO): ubiquitin protein ligase activity
Source: RefSeq, a predicted model, not a curated record
AGCCGGAGACGCCUCCAGCCUGCUCUGUGCCAGUUUCAACACCGGGAUCCACCUGCUCAGGUAUUCAAAUGGAAGAGAACAGUUGGCUCUGUUUUGCCGUGGUGGGGCGAGAGGGGAGAGAAGGGGAAGGAAGGUCCUGCUUGUUGUUUAUCUCAGAGCUCACCGCUGUCUCUGGCAGUAACGAAGCUCACCUGCCUGCUGGCACCAGGACGUCUACCUGUGCGGAUCAGAGAGUGGAGGAGACAGAUCUCCAUGAGGGGUGCAGUGUGACGGCUCUGACUGCUCUCACUAUGGAGUGCGAUCCUCCCCAACACCCAGAGGGGGAGGAAGGUCCAGACCUGGAGUGUGCCAUCUGCUUCAGCCAGUUCAACAACGUCUUCCGGGCUCCCAAGAUGCUGCGCUGCAAGCACACCUUCUGCCUGGAGUGCCUGGCGCGCAUGAACAUCAAGUCCUCGGCCCCGGACACCAUCCUGUGCCCGCUGUGCCGGGACCUCACCACCCUGCCUGUCCUGGGUCUCCCCAAACUGGACAACAACCCGGCCAUCCUGUCCUACCUCCCCGAGGCCAUGCAGCGUGUCUACAGCAUCCGCUUCAACCGCAGCAAGGGCCGCCUGCUGGUGAAGCAGCCCCCUGACUCCUCGUCGCUACCCCCUCUCUGCACGGUCAGCCACAGCCUGGACGUGGGGCUGCCAGCCAGCCAGGACACGCAGGGUUCCUCCCAGACCAGCGGCUGCCUGUGGCUCUCCAGCCGACCGUGCUGCCGCACUUUCCUCAUAAUAUCUGUGGUGGUGGCCUUGGUCCUGCUCACCUGCUGCAUCAUUCUGGUCACGCCAUAUGCUACCAAGCAAAGCCCAUAGGCAACUCCAUGGGGAGAUGGGCUUCCCAUUGCAGUCCCGUGAGGAAAGCUGUUAGCAGACGUUAGUCUGUCUGGUACUGAAAUGCAUACUGUUGCCAGGACUGUCUAUCCAAAAAAAAAAAAAAAAACUGAUAUUUUGUUGCUGCACCCGAAUACUGUGAUCCCUGAAGCUACCCCUGAGCCAGUCUGUUGAGCGAUCUCUGCACUUGAUGUGACACUACCAAGUAAACCAGACUGUCCACACAUCUGUCUCCUGAUGAAGUAGAAAUCGACCAAUCAGGACCGGGACACGUGCAAUCAGAAGCCUGCCUCUCCCCAGAAGCCAGUAGGGCAACACCUUGCAAAUACAGCUGUGAAUAGAUCUGAGGUGCAAUCGAAGACUCUUCUUUGCGUCCCUCCUCCUCCUCCUCUUCCUCCUCCUCCUCCUCCUCCUCCUUGCUGUAAAGCAGGCGGGUGAGGAUGGGGGAGGGAGGCUGUGCAAAGGGGACACACCGUAAGGCUGUUGAGACCUACUAGAUUUAAGGCAUCCUACUGGAUUUAUUUGCCAAAAUAGCUAUUGCUGUAUUCUAGAACGUGUUUGAAUUGUACUUGAUUAAUGCUCUAAUGCACUGUGUUUUAUUUAUUUUUUAGGUGAGGAUAUUUUGUUGUUUUUCUGUAGAAACAGCACUGUUUUAUUUUAUUUUUUUUAACUACAUUCAUUAGUUUAGCUGUCUGUGCACUUUUUGACAAAGGUUGUUUAACCCAUUAAGUGCCAUUGUCCUCAUUUGAAGACAGGCUCCUUUUUUGAGCAUUUUUAACUGUCAUGUAUCUACCUGUUAUUUUAAUGUUCUCUUUAUAUUGUUAUAUUAAUAAUAAUUUUGUCUAAAUGUAAUGUAUGGAAUUGCAUAACUACA